CUCCCCUCUCCGCCUCCCUCGAAGUCCUUUUAAAAACAUAUCAUCCUUCCUUUGCUUCUCUCUCCCGAGGGAAGUCUUGCACCUCGACGCUGCGUUUCACUCGAGCCCCUUGUUACUGUCGUUGUUGCAGGCUUUGUGUCCUGAUCAUCCGCCGUCAUGGGGAAGACUCGUGGUAUGGGAGCUGGGCGCAAGCUAAAGACACACAGGAGGAGGCAGAAAUGGGCUGAUAAGUCAUACAAGAAGAGUCAUCUUGGCAACGAGUGGAAGAAGCCUUUUGCAGGAUCUUCACACGCUAAGGGAAUUGUCCUUGAGAAAAUUGGAAUUGAAGCCAAGCAACCUAACUCUGCUAUCCGAAAGUGUGCUAGAGUUCAGUUGAUCAAGAACGGGAAGAAGAUAGCUGCCUUUGUUCCUAAUGAUGGUUGCUUGAACUAUAUUGAAGAAAAUGAUGAAGUGCUAAUUGCUGGAUUUGGACGGAAAGGGCAUGCCGUCGGUGAUAUUCCUGGAGUCCGUUUCAAGGUGGUUAAGGUGUCUGGUGUUUCUUUGUUGGCUCUGUUCAAGGAGAAGAAAGAAAAGCCUAGAUCUUAAGUUUGUUCCUCAUUUUUGCCAUGUAACCUUACAUUGUUUUUUGAUAUUCUGUGGAGUUGAGCUUCAGACACUUCUAUUUUAUUAUCGUUCAACUUUUUUUUA
This is a messenger RNA of Nymphaea colorata (pocket water lily), 687 nucleotides long. RefSeq names its product 40S ribosomal protein S23. Gene Ontology annotation, cellular component: cytosolic small ribosomal subunit; ribosome. The transcript is spliced from 4 exons. The record is from RefSeq and is a predicted model, not a curated record. Gene Ontology annotation, molecular function: structural constituent of ribosome. The coding region runs from base 157 to 585 and encodes 142 amino acids. Lineage: Eukaryota; Viridiplantae; Streptophyta; Magnoliopsida; Nymphaeales; Nymphaeaceae. Gene Ontology annotation, biological process: translation.